This is a messenger RNA of Ceraceosorus bombacis, 1417 nucleotides long. The record is from the annotation of a GenBank genome assembly. Lineage: Eukaryota; Fungi; Basidiomycota; Exobasidiomycetes; Ceraceosorales; Ceraceosoraceae.
AUGCCGAAUCCGUCAUACGAGUCCCAGAUGCUGAACGCCAGCCCUGCCGGCUCUGCCGACCAAGUCAUCAGGCCGCCGGUCAGUCCAUUGUUACGACUUCCGACGGAGCUGCAGAUAGAAAUUGGUCGCCAUUUGCCUCUCGCGUCACACUUGAUCUACCACUUUCAAGUGUGUCGCGCCUUGCGCAUGCUGAUGACACGACCUGGUCUCAUCUUUACAGGAGGCCAUGGCUACUGGUCUCUGACCGAAUGGCUGGUAGCCGCCUCUGAGCUGCAACAGAUCUUCGCACACCGGGUGGGGCCGGUGAAAGAGGCAGGCGACCAGUUGCCUUUGCCCUCACAGAGUCCACUGGGGGGCAAGGAGUACAAGGUCGCUGUGACCACAACCUCUGAAGGCGACAGGCACAGCGAUCUUGCCACCUUGGCUCUCGACUUUCUAGGCCUGACUCGUGGUAUACGAUCAAAGGAUAGAUGCGCCGUCGAAGCAUGUCGUGCACCAUUAUCGAUCCAGACUCUGCCUCAACCAGCGAGACCGAUUCGAGCCCUAAGCUUCGUCGGAUCUCGCGGAGUCACCGGCGAAGUUGUAUCCAGUCUACUAACCUCUCCGCUUCUGUCAUGCGUAAGAACUGUCCUCAAGACAGACCAUCACGAUAUUGACAGCUCAUCAUGUAAGUGUGGGCCAAAGUCCGUCUGCUACUUCGCGUGUUGUUGCUGACGCGGUCCAAUGCUCGAGCCGUCAUCAAGUCCUAUACGCAUGCAGUCCGUGGUAUCAACGUCGUGUGCCUACUGCUCUUUUGGCAAGCACGAUAUCAGAUGACGAAUUCCGCUUUGCAUUGGGUGCGCCGAUGGUGGAUGCGUCUCGAGUCGUCGGGUUAUCGUCAAAGGCAAGGAGGAUCUUUGGCAAGCUUGGGCGAGAUACACGCCCUAGGGACCGUCUUGAGCGGCUGUCUCGUACUCUCUGUACGCGAGAUAGUCGCGACGCUCUCCAGCUUGACGGCCUAGAUCAAUUCCCCGAACGAAGCCGAGCCCGCUUGUCGCUCGACAUAUGUAAUCGCACGCCGCAAAGCGUGUACGCGGUCAAGACUCAGGCCGUGGUGGAGAUGGGAAGCGAGGCACCAAGCUGGAUGCACAUCAAGGGCCGUGGGUUGCAAGCAGGAUACUCUGCCCUUUGUUUUGCGGCAGAACACGUCUACUGGGCUGCUCAAAGACGCUGCGAGUCGGAUGAGCGCCCCGAAGCGUGGAAAUCUUUCGAGCUUACGGAGGAGAUCGAACAGGAGCUUUUGCAGGAGCUCGACGGACCGCUUCACGUCAUUCUGCACGGAUCUGAGGAUGAACAAGGGGCGCUAGACUUGGAAAAGGCCCUACUGUACAGCAAGAUUCGUUGCGUCCACUGCCAUCGACCCAUCAUCUGGGAAUGA